This is a messenger RNA of Solanum dulcamara, 1653 nucleotides long. Its product is annotated as adenylyltransferase and sulfurtransferase MOCS3. The record is from RefSeq and is a predicted model, not a curated record. Gene Ontology annotation, cellular component: cytoplasm; cytosol. Lineage: Eukaryota; Viridiplantae; Streptophyta; Magnoliopsida; Solanales; Solanaceae. Gene Ontology annotation, biological process: tRNA wobble position uridine thiolation. Gene Ontology annotation, molecular function: thiosulfate-cyanide sulfurtransferase activity; URM1 activating enzyme activity; adenylyltransferase activity. The transcript is spliced from 11 exons. Bases 81 to 1472 code for a protein of 463 amino acids.
UAUAUCGUCAGUUCCUCUCUUUGCCCAAGCCAAAAUUUCCUUCUUCGACAACAAUAUUCAUAUUCUUCCUAACUUCUUUAAUGGAGUCCAAUGGCGUAGAAGCAACUCGUAUUCGCCAGGAAAUCGAUUCCUUAAAGUCUAGCAGGAGAAACAUAGAGCAACAAAUUUCAGCUCUCGAAGCUCAGCUUCAUCAACUUGAAAUCAAUUCAAAUAUUGUAUGUACUUCGUCGCUUUCCAAUGGAGAUUUGGGGAGUUCAAAUGGUUUAUCUCCCGAUAUGAUAUACAGAUACAGUCGUCACCUAUUGCUUCCUUCAUUUGGCGUUCAAGGUCAGGCGAAUUUGUUGAAAUCUUCAGUUUUGGUUAUUGGAGCUGGAGGUUUAGGAUCACCUGCUCUAUUAUAUCUUGCUGCCUGUGGAGUUGGUCGAAUAGGUAUCGUUGAUCAUGAUGUAGUGGAACUUAACAAUCUGCAGAGGCAGAUAAUACAUACGGAAGCAUAUAUUGGAAAGUCUAAAGUAGAGUCAGCUGCUGCUACUUGUCGCUUGAUCAACUCUUCCACUCAGAUUGUUGAGCACAAAGAAGCAUUCCGCACGUCCAAUGCUUUGGAAAUUGUGAGCAAAUAUGAUGUGGUAGUUGAUGCAACAGACAAUGCUCCAAGCCGCUACAUGAUUAAUGAUUGCUGCGUUGUGCUUGGGAAGCCUCUUGUAUCUGGAGCUGCUCUAGGACUAGAAGGGCAGCUGACAGUUUACAAUUACAAUGGAGGUCCAUGCUAUCGAUGCCUAUUUCCAACUCCUCCACCCACAAAUGCUUGUCAGAGAUGUGCUGACAGUGGAGUACUGGGAGUUGUUCCAGGUGUUAUUGGAUGUCUUCAAGCCUUAGAGGCCAUAAAGGUUGCUAGCUUGGUUGGAGAACCACUCUCUGGGAGAAUGCUUCUUUUGGAUGCCCUGUCAAGCCGGUUCCGCAAUGUCAAACUUCGUGGAAGGUCAUUGCAGUGCGAAGCUUGUGGAGAUCAUGCAGUAUUGACAAGGCAGACAUUUCCGGAGUUCGACUAUGAAAAGUUUACUCAAACUCCCCUAUCCACGGGUCCAUUGAAGUUGAGCCUUCUUUCAUCGGAUGCUCGAAUCAGCAGCAAAGAGUACAGUGAGAAAGUGACGGAAGGAGAACCACAUGUAUUACUAGAUGUUCGACCAGCUCAUCACUAUAAGAUUGUUUCACUUCCCAACUCUAUGAACAUACCUCUAUCCACGUUGGAAGGCAGAUUGCCUGAAAUAUCUGCUGCCUUGGAAAAAGAGGCAAUGAAAGAGACGCUCGACAGUGGUUCAAGUGCUUCUCUGUUUGUAAUAUGCAGAAGAGGCAAUGAUUCACAAAAGGCUGUUGAAUUGCUUCACAAAUUGGGUUUCACUUCAGCAAAGGAUAUAAUAGGGGGCUUAGAGUCAUGGGCUCACAAUGUGGAUCCAAAGUUCCCUACGUACUGACUAUAUAUACCUACAAAAUUGUCAUCCACUCUUCAGUUAGUUUCUUGCCUAUACUAUGAUGUCUUUAAUCUAAAGCUUAAUUUAUGUUCUUGAUUGAACUCCUAUUAUGUUAUUUUCAUUGUUGUUUAACUUCUUGCUAUCAAAUAUACCUGCAAUGUUGCAUUGUAAUUCUUUGCACGGA